AUGAGAAAAGGAAAGCUGUUUAUGUGUUCGAAAAAGAAAACGGAUCGACAAAUCUACCGUUAUCAUUGCUCACAGUGCUCGUUGGCGUUUCGCACUGAACAGCGUCUUGCCAGUCACACUUUGCAUCAUACAUUCCGGUCCAGUACCCGUUGUACCAAAUGUGAUCAAAGUUUUCGCUCUCAUGAAUUACUGAAAAGGCAUAAUGCUCAGGAACACACUAAUGGUAAAACUUAUAAUUCACCGACCACAAGCUCUAACCAUUCUCAAUCAAUUGAAGCAACGAUUGAUGAUAAAAUGGAAACUAAUCACGUUGAUUCGUUAAGACCUUUCAAAUGUGAAUUGUGCAAGGAAAAUUUUGAACAAAAACAUCAAUUACUGAUGCAUUAUAAUUCAGUAGCACAUCUUCAUAAGGCUAAGAAAAUGCUCGAGGAACAAUCGAAUAACUUUCAGCCUAGUGCGCAGAUUUUGGCAGCACUACAAGCCUCAACAAGUUCUCAGUCGUUACAAGGAGGCUCAAAACCAUUCAAAUGUAAUCUAUGCAAAUUAGGUUAUGGACAAGGUUCUACGUUAGAUAUACAUAUAAGAUCUGUUGCACAUCAAUCGCGUUUGACUAAAAUAGGCGAACUCCUAGCACAAGGUGAAAUUGAUGGCUGCAAAUCGAUCGUAGAGCAACCAGGUGGUCCAACACAAACGGUUUUAGCUGAAUUAGCUGCUAAACAUGAUCCUACCAAUGAUCCGCUGCAGAAUGGAUUGGAGCAACAGCAACAAUCAGCUUUAGCAAUGAUUAACAUGUUGAAUAUGGCGCAACUUCUAUCGAUAGCAUCCGCUGGUCAAACCGCUCUACCGAACGAUAUUCCGGCAGCGAUAGCUUCUCAAGCUCAGACUGCAUUGGCAAAUAUAGCUGCUGGAUUUCCUCCCAUCAUUGCGCCAUUUGGAAGGCAGUUACCAAUUUCAGCCGAUAGUGCUGCAACGACAUCAAAAACAACCAGCGAACAAUCCAUCACAUCCAUCGAUGAUGAACGAACCCCUCGUACCGGUGCUGCUUUUCGCAAGAUGCUUGAAGCCUAUGGAGCGUUACUGACUUCAAGCACAGACUUUCCAGGUUUCGAUGUGGUGAUGCAAUAUAAUGAAGGUUUAGAGCAACCUCAGCACAAAUUGGAUACGUUACCGGAUGAGACGGUUCCGGAUUUAGGCGGUAUCGAAUGCAUAAAGUGCAACAAAAUCUUUAGCAGUAUAUGGGUACUUAAAGCUCAUUAUGAAGAGGUUCAUGAAAGUACCGUACCGGUGAUAGAGAUUGAGAAAUUUGCCAAACGAUUGCAAGAAGCGUUGGAUGAAAAUGAAGAAAAGGAGAAUGACGAGAACGAUUUGAGUGGUGAACAGCAGGAUAUCACGGUACCUGCCACGACACCGGUUACAAUAUCCGAUAGCAAAAAAAGAACAUUGGGAAGAGAUGAGCUGCCAUUAAGUAGUAGUCAUGGCGCUGAAUAUAACACUGAUCAUGAAUGUUUAUUCAAUCAAGCUGCAACUGCUUCAGCUACAACUGAAGAUGAUAAGUACAUACUCGAGACAAAAAAGCUGAAAGAGGACACACGAUCCAGUUCAGCUGGUGCUACACCUCAGCCGUCAACAUCCAAGGAUUCUCCCAACCUGAACAGUCAAUUGGCGAUGAUGAGCAUGCUUGGAUUUCCCUUUAUGCCAAAUCCUUUCAUGCCACUUAUGCCACCUGAUUUUUUUACAAAUCCACUCUUUUCCGUAUCACAAAAUGCUACCACAACUGUACCACAUGCAAUCUCCAACGCCUCACCAGCUAAAAGAGCUCGGACGCGAAUCACCGACGAUCAGCUGAAAAUUUUGCGACAGUACUUUGACAUCAAUAAUUCACCUAGUGAACAGCAAAUCAAGGAAAUGUCUAUAAAAGCACAGCUUCCAGAGAAAGUUAUAAAACAUUGGUUUCGAAAUACACUAUUUAAGGAACGGCAGCGUGACAAGGAUUCACCAUAUAAUUUCAACAUUCCGCCGCAAAUGAGUAUAGAUUUGGAUACCUAUGAAAAAACUGGUGAAACAAAAAUAACUACUCUUAAAAUUGAGACCGAAGAAGAAUCGAAACCACAACUGUUGCAAACACCUGAAAAUCCAGCAAAUAUAAGCGGUGUAGGAAAUUCAUUAUCUGCUGCAAAUGUUCAGACUGCUCAGAUUCAUUCAACGCCUACAACAUGCAAUAAUCCUUUUGCUACUUUCUUGCAUGAUGACAAAAACCUUUCGUACAUAUUAUCAAAUUUACCAUCUUCAAAUUCGGUGACUGGACGUCGUGCUAACCGUACUCGCUUUACCGAUUAUCAGCUACGAACAUUACAGCAAUUUUUCGAUAAGCAAGCUUAUCCUAAAGAUGAUGAUUUGGAAGUUUUGUCGAAAAAACUCCAGCUCAGUCCACGAGUUAUUGUUGUUUGGUUUCAGAAUGCUCGACAGAAGGCUCGAAAAAUAUACGAAAAUCAACCAACAGCAAGCAACGACGAUCGAUUUAUGAAAACACCGGGAAGUAAUUUUCAGUGCAAACGAUGCCAGUUAGUAUUUCAACGGUACUAUGAACUGAUACAGCAUCAACAGAAGUUGUGCUACAAGGAUGAUUGUGUAGCUCAACAAAAAGAUAAUAAGGCGGUCGAAGAGAAUUUAAGUGAAGAUGAGAAGACCAGUUUGGAAAAUCUACGUGAUGCGUCACGUCUGAGUGCUAUGUCAAUUGCAACAACUAGUCAGGCAGCUGCUUUAGGUGGAGCAUUAGCUCAGCUUAUCGGUACUGCAUCAUCGGGAGCUGCUACUGAUAUCAAUCAAGCAGAAUUUCUGAAACUACAAUCAUCAACCAAAUCACAAGAUCCAUCCAUGAAAUUAAAGGUAAGGGAUAAGAAAAAAGCGAUAUUCUAUAAGCGCUGUCCUUUCUGUUGCCUAUUAUUCCAUUCGCGAGAUUCAUUGAUUGUCCAUAUUCCGAAUCGUCAUCCGGAGCAAGCUAACAGUACAUCAAUUAAUGUCGACUUAUUACCGGACGCUGAAGAUGUACCGACAAUUACAGCGUUGGCAGGUGAUGAUUCAUUGGGAGAUGUGUCAAAAACGAAUGGUUCUUCAAAAAAAUCGGAACUUUCGCCACUUGACCUUAGUUGUGCCACUAACGGCGAAGGUCGUGAAGAUUCGCUAUCAAUAUCUCCUUCAUUCGUACAUUCUGACAACGAUGAUAAUAAUAGUGAUAACAUGGAUAUCAGUGAACGAUACAAUAGUGCAUCGCCAAAUGCCACUGGAAUUGGCUGUUUUGGAGCUCAGAGAAGUCCUGCUAGCUCCAAGCGGUACCGGACUCAUUUGACACCACUGCAAGUUCAUGUGAUGAAAAGCAUAUUUAUGAAUUAUAAAACUCCAUCGAUGAAUGAAUGUGAUUUGUUGGGAGCCGAAAUCGGUCUUCAUAAACGAGUUGUACAAGUAUGGUUUCAAAAUGCUCGAGCAAAAGAGCGGAAGUCGCGAUCACACAGUGGUGAUGAAGAAUUACUUCGUUGUGCAUCGACACGCUGUGCAAUGUGUAGUGUUAGUUACGAUCAUCGUGUUACGUUGCAUGAUCACAUAUUCACCACUGGUCACAUUAAUCGUAUUAAAAAACUUCUUCAAACAGAUAAUAUUCAGACAGAAGGAUUAAUAGAUUUAAAUGUACCAUCAGAAACGAUUGAUAAAGAAGACAUCCAACGAACAAGAAUGAAAGCUAUACGAGAUCGGCGAACAGUAAAAGCAGCCGGUGUAUCGGUAUCAAAUCCUGUCAGCAAUACGAUGCCACAUUUUCCUUAUAAUUUCUUAUAUAGUAUUCGAUCGGGCUUAGCACCAAUGAUGUAUGAUCCAAACCUAAUGGGUACACCGAUACCGAUGCUCCAAAUUCCUGAAAGUGUUAUGGCGCAAAUAACAACGGAUAUGAGUUCCGGCCGUGAAUCGUCGAAAUUCACACAAGACGGCAAAACUUUUCAACAAUUGGUUGCUGUACUUCCAUUACGUGAUUUUCAAUGUGCUGGCAGUACCGAUAGUGAGGUAGGCUGGGCUUGUCCUCAAUGUACCAAUGUAUUUCAACAGGAACAGCUGUUGAAAAAUCAUCAGCGACUGAUAUGUCAGGGUUGUGAUUCAGUGUUUAAAUUGGUACAAACCCAUUACCAGUGUCGGGCUUGUAAUACAAAAUUUGGUGCACAGACCGAAUUUCGAGUUCACUGUAAUACGUUAGAACAUCAGGCCGCUCGUGAAGUAUUUCUCGGUAGGACAGUUUAA
Messenger RNA from Cercopithifilaria johnstoni, 4281 nucleotides. The record is from the annotation of a GenBank genome assembly. Lineage: Eukaryota; Metazoa; Nematoda; Chromadorea; Rhabditida; Onchocercidae.